GACCACUUGCUGGACGACCUGCGGAGGCAGCUCUGGGAGCGCGAUGAGGAGCUCAUCCGCCUGCAGAGGGAUGCUGGCGUCGUCAAGACGGCCGCCCAUAACAGCAGGAGGACCAUCGUCUCGGCCAUGCAGCGCUGGGCCCCGGAGUCGGGCGGCCACCACCUCCUCCGCGACCUCUUCGGCCUGUGGCGGCGGGACGCGGCGGCCGGCGCCAGGGAGAGGGCCCAGGAGCGGAGGCUGCAGGACAGCGAGCGCGAGGCAAAGCAGAAGCAGGCGGCGAAGUUGGGCAAGGCGAUCGGCUGCCUAGUGCACGACGGCAAGGCCCAGGCCCGCAUCGUGCUCCGCGCCUGGAAGGCCCAGUCCGAGGAGACCGUGCGCAGCCUGCAGGACGACAGGGUGAGGCGCGCAAAGGUGGAGAAGGUGAUGAAGUUCUGGCACGGGGACAUGUCGAGGAGCGCCAAGGUUGCCUGCUUCCACGCCUGGCAGAGGUUGCUGGAGAUCAAGAACGCCAGAUUGAAAGAAGAGGAGGUGUUCAAGCGGCAGGCCAAGGAGGCCGAACAGGUGAAGAAGGAGCUGCAGAAGUCGUGGGCGAUGGGCAGGGCCGCCCUCGUCCUGCGCCCCGCCGACGGCGAAACGGUCAAGCAGAUCGUGUUCAAGGGGUGGCUCGAGAGCCUCCUCGAGACCCGUGCGACGAAGGCGGCGGCAGAGCCGCGGCAGCCACCAGCAGCGCUUCAGGGACAGGCAGAGGGACCGGGUACUCUUGACGCUGAAAGGAGACAGCAAGACCUUCAAGGCCGCAACCUUUCGCGCCUGGAAGGAUGA
Messenger RNA from Prorocentrum cordatum, 822 nucleotides. NCBI's taxonomy places the organism in Eukaryota, Dinophyceae, Prorocentrales, Prorocentraceae. The record is from the annotation of a GenBank genome assembly.